AGAACAAUUUAGUGACCUCGACCACUAGAUUCGACGAGAAAUCCCCACUAGGCUAAAUAUUUCGUAUGCACAGAAUUAUUUAGUGGGAGUGACCACUAAAUUCGACGAAAAAUCUCCACUAGGCCUAAAUAUUUCGUAUGUUCAGUCAUAUUUAGUGAUAGUGCCGACUAACGUUUUAGUUGAGGAAUCUAGUGGGCGACUGACCGCACUAAUUGGAUUUAGUGGAGUGAAUAGUGGAGCUUUUCUCCAAUAUGGCGGUAAACAGGCAUGUAUUUGAUAGGGAUUUUAAUGAAUUUAUUGUGUAUGCGAGGGAUAAUCCUUAUGCACCUGCGCCUAGAAGAUAUUUAAGGGAUGUGGAUAAUCCUUUAGAAUUUUACAGCAACAGUGAGUUUUUCAGACGGUUUCGUUUUUCAAAGGAAACCGUCACCGAUGUUAUUGUUCCACUUGUAACCCAAGACAACGGUGAAAAUCGUGGCCUGCCGGUUCCAACAAUCAUCAAAGUAACUACUGCUUUGCGAUUUUAUGGGAGCAACAGUUUUCAGAUUGUCUGUGGUGAUCUGAACCACCUGAAUCAGUCUACUGUGAGCAGAAUCGUGAAGGUGGUAUCUCAAGAACUGGCUGCACAUUUGCAGCAAUAG
Messenger RNA from Bacillus rossius redtenbacheri, 638 nucleotides. RefSeq lists its product as uncharacterized. The transcript is spliced from 4 exons. NCBI's taxonomy places the organism in Eukaryota, Metazoa, Arthropoda, Insecta, Phasmatodea, Bacillidae. The coding region runs from base 252 to 638 and encodes 128 amino acids. The record is from RefSeq and is a predicted model, not a curated record.